Paramecium sonneborni is the source of this 1211-nucleotide messenger RNA. NCBI's taxonomy places the organism in Eukaryota, Ciliophora, Oligohymenophorea, Peniculida, Parameciidae. The record is from the annotation of a GenBank genome assembly.
AAUUAAUGAGUUAAAAUCAAAAUAAAGGAUUCAUAUUUUGUGUAUCAGGAUAAUCCAGUGACUUUGGAUUGUGUUUGGAGUAAGUUGCCCUUUCAACAGCCUCUAUUUAGGAACUGCUUGCUCUUUGUUGCUUAUGAUAUUAUGUUUGUACCAAAUUAUAGUGCGAGUCAUUGAAUAAAGAAGAAUUCUCAAAAGAAAGCAAUUCUUGUUUUUGAUAAUUUUAGCUGCAGAUAUAUGUAUUUAUAAUUUUAGGAUAGAAUUAAUAAAAUAGUUUUUCUAAUCUUCACGAUGGAUAGAAAUCUCACAUUUGCUUACUUUUUGUAUUUUUACUUUGAUUAAUGCUUUUUGAUUUUUCUAGUUUACUUCUUCACAAAAAAGGCAACUGAUCUCAAUGUUUAUAAUAAAAGCAAAACUAAAUUAGUGAGAGGUUGCACAUAUGGAUUAUUUGCUUUUUUUUCUAUAUUAUUAUUGAUAGAUAUUAUUGUUUACUACUUUAAGAAAGAAAAUUGUAGUUGUAUGUAUAAAUAUCUUACAUUUAGAUAUUACGCUAUUUGUGAUCAGACUAGUAGAGUUAUUUGCUAUAAUUAUAUUCAUCACAGGAGCUUAUUACUUGAAUAAAAAGAUGAAUGCUUUAAUAAUUGAAUAAAUAAUGUUCACAAAUAGAAUGACAGGAGUAGAAAAGACGCAAUACAUAAAAACUAGAAAUAUUAAAUUGAAAUUUUGGUAAGAAUAAAAUUAAGAUUAAAGGACUUUAGUUUGUGUGACUGCUUUUGGAUAAAUAAUUUAAUGGGUUGCGGAUUUAAUAUAUUUCAUAAAUUAUCGAUAAAAUUAAAGCAAAGGGUGUGAGUUACCUGCAUACGUAAAUUGGUUUCGAUUUUAUAUAGAAUGUGGUCUUAAAACCUUGGGUUGAUUUAUUGAUUUGUUUCUUUGGAUAUUUUUUGCCGUUAUUCUGUGCCGUGUAUUUGUUUUGGUUCAAAAAGAAAUAAGUAUAAUAUGUGGUAAGAAUGUCAUCCCGCUUAAAUAGAGGAAUCAUUAGAAGUAGAAAGUUUACCAGAACGGUACUAUCACAAAUUGUUAAACAAGUCGAAUAGUUCGUUCUCAUCUUCAAAACAAAAUUGAAAAAGAAAUAGAAAUUAUACAAUAAUUCUGCAAAUUAUAUAAUUAUAUAGUAUCUUCAAUUAAUUCAAUAUAUAUGUUCAAAGAAGAUAUGA